Messenger RNA from Plectropomus leopardus (leopard coralgrouper), 4207 nucleotides. It is a transcript of the gene gabbr1a, whose product is annotated as gamma-aminobutyric acid (GABA) B receptor, 1a. Gene Ontology annotation, cellular component: membrane; G protein-coupled receptor heterodimeric complex. Gene Ontology annotation, biological process: G protein-coupled receptor signaling pathway; gamma-aminobutyric acid signaling pathway. Lineage: Eukaryota; Metazoa; Chordata; Actinopteri; Perciformes; Serranidae. Gene Ontology annotation, molecular function: G protein-coupled GABA receptor activity. The record is from RefSeq and is a predicted model, not a curated record.
AAAAAGGAGGGGAGUGUGGUGAAUCGGUGUUUCGUCGUUUAUGGGGGGAUGCGUUUGUAUAUAGUGGAUGUAUAUUUUUUUGUAUGGAUUUCUUACCUUUGCCAUGCGUAACUGCAAUACAUGGAAAAAAAAGCCCGAAUAAUUUUGUUUUUGUAACAGUCUGUUUACGAACGGAGCAGCUUGCACAUUUAUAGCCAUAUUAAUAUAGCCAUAAAAAUCGCUGUAAAGAUGCAUAUUUUGACCAAAUAACCCGACAUUGGGCUUUCCCUGGCGGAUCCACCCCGGAGGACGUACUGUUAUCUUGACUGGGCGCAUCGAAACUAAUAAUAUGGAGAUGGCACGACUAUUGUUUCUGAUUGUUCUCUAUGCUCUUCCAUCUCUCGUUGUGCCCAUACAUAAUUCAUCAACUGGAGGCUGCGCGAUCAUCCGGCCUCCCAGGGAUGGAGGGAUCCGUUACAGAGGCCUGACACAAGAACAGAUCCGCAGUGUGCAGAUCCUCCCUGUGGAUUAUGAGAUAGAGUACAUCUGCAGAGGAAACCGGGUGAUCGUAGGACCCAAGGUCAGGAAGUGCUUACCCAACGGCACAUGGACGGACAUGACGCUGCACAGCAGAUGUUUGCUGCUGUGCCCGCGGGUGUGGACCUCUCUGGAGAACGGCCGCGUGACGGUGAAGCCCCCUGGGCCGCCAGUGGAGGGGACAGUGCUCCACUACAGCUGCCACGCCGGCUUCAUCCUGGAGGGCAGAAACAUCAGCCAUUGCACUAAACUGGGCAAGUGGGAUGCGCCUAAACCCACCUGCCUCUAUGACAGAAACUACACAGGCAAGAAGAAGCUGUACAUCGGAGCGCUGUUCCCCAUGAGCGGAGGCUGGCCCGGGGGUCAGGCAUGCAUGCCCUCCGCUCAGAUGGCUCUGGACCUGGUGAACAACAGGAGCGACAUCCUGCCGGACUACGAGCUGGAGCUCAUCCACUACGACAGCAUGUGUGACCCGGGAGAAGCCACCAAGUUGCUGUAUGACCUUCUGUACACCGAGCCCAUCAAGAUCGUCCUGAUGCCGGGCUGCAGCGGCGUCUCCACGCUGGUGGCGGAAGCUGCUCGCAUGUGGAACCUCAUAGUGCUGUCCUACGGCUCCAGCUCGCCAGCCCUUUCCAACCGCCAGCGCUUCCCCACCUUCUUCCGCACGCACCCAUCGGCCACCCUUCACAACCCCACCAGGGUGCAGCUCUUCCAAAAGUGGAAGUGGACCCGCAUCGCCACCAUCCAGCAGACCACCGAAGUCUUCACCUCAACGCUGGACGAUCUGGAGCAGAGGACGAAGGAGGCAGGCAUCGAGAUCAGCGUCCGCCAGAGUUUCCUCACCGACCCGGCUGUCGCUGUCAAGAACCUCAAGCGCCAGGAUGCAAGGAUCAUUGUGGGGCUCUUUUAUGAGACCGAAGCCAGGAAGGUGUUUUGUGAGGUGUUCAAGGAGAAGCUCUACGGGAAGAAGUAUGUGUGGUUCCUCAUCGGCUGGUACGCAGACAACUGGUUCAAGAUCAAAGACCCAGCCAUCAACUGUACGGUGGAGAACAUGACGGAGGCUGUGGAGGGACACGUGACCACUGAGAUAGUCAUGCUGAAUCCUGAGACGGUCCGCGGCAUCUCCAACAUGACAUCGCAGGAGUUUAUCGCCGCUCUGAUGUCGCGUCUGGGCGGAAUGAACCCUGAAGAGACCGGCGGGUUUCAGGAGGCCCCUCUAGCCUACGAUGCAGUGUGGGCUCUGGCCCUCGCCCUCAACAAGACCGUGGCACCGCUGAAGGCUAAGGGCCGACGACUUGAGGAUUUUAACUACAACAACCAUGACAUCACCUCUGAGAUCUACAGGGCGCUCAACACAAGCUCCUUUGAAGGUGUUUCGGGCCAAGUGGUGUUUGACGCCCAGGGUUCCAGGAUGGCAAUGACGCUUAUCGAGCAACUGCAAGGAGGCAGUUACAAGAAGAUCGGUUACUAUGACAGCUCUCAGAAGAACCUCUCCUGGUUUGGCAACGAUGUUUGGAUAGGAGCUGGACCUCCGGCUGAUCGGACGGUAGUGAUCGAAGAGUACAGGUUCUUAUCCCAAAAGCUGUUUGCAGCUGUGUCCGUCUUCGCUGGCCUCGGCAUCCUGCUCGGCAUCGUCUGUCUGACCUUCAACAUCUACAACGGCAACGUCCGCUACAUCCAGAACUCUCAGCCGUACCUGAACAACAUGACAGCGGUGGGCUGCAUGAUGGCUCUGGCUGCAGUGUUCCCGCUGGGGAUUGACGGUCACCACGUCCACAGAUCUCAGUUCCCUGUUGUCUGCCAGUUCCGCCUGUGGCUCCUCGGCCUCGGCUUCAGCCUGGCGUACGGCAGCAUGUUCACCAAGAUCUGGUGGGUGCACACCCUCUUCACGAAGAAGGACGAAAAGAAGGAGAAGAAGAAGCAACACUUGGAGCCGUGGAAACUCUACGCAACAGUUGGAGUGCUGCUGGCUAUCGACUUCCUGUCACUCAUGAUCUGGCAGAUUGUGGAUCCUCUGCACAUUACGGUGGAGAAGUUCACUAAGGAGUCCCCUAAAGAAGAUUUGGAUGUCCUGAUUCAGCCCUUGCUGGAGCACUGCAGCUCAGAGAAGAUGAACACGUGGCUCGGUGUCGUUUAUGGCUACAAGGGUCUGCUGCUGCUGCUGGGAAUAUUUCUGGCUUACGAGACCAAGUCUGUCUCCACAGAAAAGAUCAAUGACCAUCGGGCCGUGGGGAUGGCUAUUUACAACGUUGCUGUGUUGUGCCUGAUCACGGCUCCAGUGACCAUGAUCCUGUCCUCGCAGCAGGACGCCUCUUUUGCCUUUGCCGCUCUAGCAAUCGUCUUCUCUGCCUACAUCACUCUGGUGGUGCUUUUUGUACCCAAGAUGCGGCGUCUUAUCACGCGUGGCGAGUGGCAGUCGGAGCAGCAGGACACUCUGAAGACCGGCUCUUCCACCAACAACAACGACGAGGAGAAAUCCCGGCAGCUGGAGAGAGAGAACAGGGAGCUGCAGAAGAUCAUCCAGGAGAAAGAAGAGAGGGUAUCGGCGCUCCGCAACCAGCUGGCUGAGCGACAGGCUCUACGCAACCGCCGCCGACCCUCCUCAGGCCAGAAUCAGAACCACAACGCCCCGCCGCCCUCCUCCCAGCCAGAUCCCAAGUCUCUGCUUCCCCCGCCCGGCUACCCCAACCCCACCACGGACAAUCACUCGCUCCCGCCUUCCUUCUCCAACUCGUCCAACCUCUACCCGGCCGACAGCAAGAUGAGCCGCAACCACUGUCACAACAGCCAGAUCCCGCUGCUGUAUAAGUAGGCGAGGCUCUGGGGGAGAAGGUGGAGGAAGGGAGGUGAGGGAGACAGUCGCACAGUGCACACACACACACACAUACACACACACACACACACACACACAGGGGACACAAAACACAACGAAACACUGUGGCUUUCACUUGUUUCGGCGAUGAGCACAGCGGUGUUGUGACACUGUUUUAAAAAUACGGCGUGGAAGCACAAGUAAGCCCACAGGAGUGCUUUACACUCGGCAGCUUCGGGGGAGAGUCACGCAGGUAACACCCGUCCUCACAGGUUUGAUCUCACUGUGUUCAACCCAGCAAACGAGGCACUUGUGACUGGUCAGACUAGCAGCACUCGAGGUCUUUUUUUUCCGAGCGAACGGAUCGAUCUGUUAAUCAUUCCUCUCCCUCAUUCGUUAUCUCGUUCUGUUGUGGAGACGCGGCAUCGAGGAUCUUAAAAAGGAAACGUUUUGUGUUUGUGUCUUUGCUAUAUCGUCUCCACCGUUUGUCUGUCGAGUUUGUUGACUAGGCAAGCACAUACCGUAGUGAUUUAUAUUGUUCUGUAGUAUCUGAUCUGUUUUGUCAUGGAGUUGUUGUUAAAUUAUUUGUUGACUUUUCAGGAGAGUCCUGAAAAGCUGAAAGGGACAAAGCAAUGUACAGUUUUUUCCCCAAUGUUUCCUCUGAAGAGCUGGACCAGGUGGAAUACAGGUGUCACUGAAAAGUGAUAACGUACAUUAUUAAAUAGCCAUAACUUAGAAGGGCCCAGAAGCUUGGCAUGUUGUCAGGACUGUGUAUUCGAAUACAAAACUGCAUCUUAAACAGGGUUCGUACGGUCACGAAAUACCUGGAAAUGUCAUUGAAUUUUCAAAUAGCGAUUUUCAGGCCUCGAAAAGUUUUAG